Messenger RNA from Ornithodoros turicata, 1048 nucleotides. RefSeq names its product protein D1-like. The transcript is spliced from 5 exons. The coding region runs from base 239 to 883 and encodes 214 amino acids. The record is from RefSeq and is a predicted model, not a curated record. Lineage: Eukaryota; Metazoa; Arthropoda; Arachnida; Ixodida; Argasidae.
CAGAGCUGCAGCUGUGCACGUGUAUCCUGCAAGCAUCAAAUCUGCACGCAAUUAACCACCUGAGGGCAUUACGUCGCCGAGCAGAAAGAACGGCUCGUCGAACGGGGCAACUUACUCACAUUGUGGAAUACCGCCGGAUGGAAGCCACGAGGACCUAAGGGGGCCGUAAACAGGUGUACAAGCUCCGCCCUGCGCUCUAACUUUACGUCCUUUUGACGUGGCACUUUCCUCACCAAUUAUGAUCAAGGGUUCCAGGAUAAACCCUUACCUCCGAUAUCUGACCUUGCCUGCGAUGAGCCUUCGGUGCAGCACACCACUAGCUCUAUUUCUGAUAUUUCUUCGAACGCGUUGCAUUAUUGGAAGUGGCAUGUCGAACUUCACGACGGACGGUGUCAUUCCGGAUGUCAUCACUAGGGCCCCUGCGAGAGUUCUCAGAUAUAGCUACGAUGCUAGAGUGAUCAGCCUUGGAGAAAAGUUAUCCGUCCAGGAAACCUCAAGACAACCGCAAGUUGAUCUCAGUUGGACCUGUGCAUUGACUUCGCUUCUCAUGGUGGAUCCUGAUGCACCAAGCCGAGUAAACCCAACAGAGAGGUUCUGGCGCCACUGGUUCGUCGUCAAUAUACCUCCCAAAUGUGGUGUGCUGUCUGGUGACGUCAUCACCAGCUACGCAGGGCCCGAUCCUCCCAAGGGCACAGGGCACCAUCGUUACGUGUUCCUGGUCUACUCGCAGAACGCCUCGAUCGACAAGCAUGCGCUUAAUGCUACUCUGUCCCAGGAAAGGGGAAAAUUUAACCUCACAUUGAUCACAUCUCUACGUAACAUAUCCACAUUGGAAGCUGCCGCUUACUUUUUUGCGAGUAAUGGAGAUACUGGUUCGCCAUAGAUCCCUUCAUUUCAAUGGGAGCGAAAAAGGUGGCGGAACAGCGACGUAUGUUUCUACAGGAAGAAAUGCGUGUCAUUAUACAGGGUGUCCGGGCAAAUCAUGGACAGACUUUUAUAAAAUAGAGAAAUGCCUUCCUUUACUUAUAAUAAAUGGCGAUAUAUUCUA